CCUCCAAAUGCCUGCACUGACACAAGCUAAAUCACUAUAUAGUAAAAGUAAAAAGAAGGCCUAUCAAAUCACGUUGCUUUUAAAUCUUUUAAAAUCAAAACAUUGUUUUUCAAAGUCCCAUUGGUAUCACGGAACUGUUGUAUUUAACCCCAGUUUCCGACCGGAGAAUAAUAUUGGGAACACGAAAUGGCGACUUUCUUGCUUCGCAUAGGACGAUUGGGUUCUCUCAAGCGUCUCCAGUUGGAGAACUUGGGAAUCCUGAAGAGUUUCCCAGCUGCUUCGUUCUGCACCAAGACUGAAAAACCAGCAAAACCUGGGAAGAAGAUCAAGACUGCAGCAGAGGCUCCAGAUGAGAGAGCAAACCUGUUAGCCUACAAGACAGCAGUUGAAUUCCCAGUUAGACUUUCAGGGCUUGGAUGUUUCCCAGCACAGUCUGUAGAUGGAACGGGACCAGCGGUUGUCUCCACUGCAGAAAGCAUUGUAGCUGCACAAGCCGUCACUCCUGUCCCUGCUGCCAGUGAGCAAGUAGCUGCUGAACCAGCAGCCGACUCCGAUUCAGACUCUACCGACUCCGAUUCAGACUCUACCGACUCCGAUUCAGACUCUGACUCUGAGGAUGAGCAGGCACAGAUGAAGAAAGAAAUCAAGAGCUUUGCACCAGAGGCAGAACCCCAGAGGGUCACAGUCACAGAAGUAAAGGCAGGCACUAACGAAGCUCAGAAUGAAUAUGGGGCUCUUAUCACACCUGGUGUAGAAACACCAGCACCCUUAGGAGCAGCUCAAGCUACAGUGAAGGUACCCAGUGUUGGUUCUGAGAAGCUGGUGAAGUCGGGCCCUGAAAUCAUCGCCGCUUCAGAAAAUACUCGAGAGGUGACUGGGUCUGACGUUUCAGCCAAAACUGCUGCAGGAGUGAUAAAAGAUGCUGCAUUUCCUGUUGAUGCUCAAGUAGAAGCUCCGGGCGAAGCCGUUGGUGAGGCUGUAACUCUAAAAGACCCGAGGUCUUCAUCUGCUGAAGCUGCUGCUGUGGCUGGAGGCGAAGCUGGAGCAGAAGAUGCCCUUCCUGCUGUGGCUGAAGCUUCAGUCUGUGCAGGGAGCACCGAGGAGCAGAUGGACCUUGCUCCUAUUGUAACUGAAACUGCAGGAGAGGAACUGCAGACAGAGGAAGCUGCGGCUGCGCCUUUGGAGCCAGAAGAACCGUUUGAUAACAGCACUUACAAAAACUACCAGCACCACAGCUACAACCCCUACACAUUCGCAGACCUGGAUCUGCAGAUGGCCAAGUUUCGUCUCCCUCAGCCCUCCUCUGGCAAGCCGUCACCCAGGCACUAAAAAGAGCUGAUAGGACCAUAAGUUAUGGCUUAAAGAUGACAGUGAUGGCAGUGUGUCUUUUUUUUCAUUGUCCCCCUACUUCUGUUGUUUUUAAAGUAAAUCAUUAAAGUCCACACUUAAGAAUUGA
Molecule: messenger RNA, 1456 nt
Organism: Oreochromis aureus
Lineage: Eukaryota; Metazoa; Chordata; Actinopteri; Cichliformes; Cichlidae
Gene: ndufv3
Product: NADH:ubiquinone oxidoreductase subunit V3
Exons: 4
Coding region: 187-1329 (380 amino acids)
Biological process (GO): mitochondrial ATP synthesis coupled electron transport
Cellular component (GO): mitochondrion
Source: RefSeq, a predicted model, not a curated record